AUGUCUAAAAUAACAUGCUUACUAAACUUUUUAUCAAAACGAAGCAUCUCUGUAUCAGCACCACGAGAAGGCAAAAGAAAUUUCAGAAAAUUUGUGAUUCCUAACAAGAGGGGAACUCGUCUUCAGAAACAACGUCAAGCCAGUUCAGAUCCUGAGCUGCCAAUUGAUAAGAGAGGAGUGCGCGAUACAGGAUACGUUUUAGAUGGCCGUUUUGUACAAGUGCCUGAGAUGAUACCUGAAUUGAUUGUACCUGAUUUGAAGGACUGUGACCUUAAACCUUAUGUGUCAUACAAAGCAGCCGACGUCGUACAAAGCGAAUUCACACCCCAACAAUUGUUUGAUGCUGUAUACAGUAAAAAAAUUGUCACAGAUUUUAAACAAGGCAAACUCGAUGAAGAUGGUUCUCCAUUAGAACCAUCUGAUGAAGAAAAUUUGCAACCAAAAGAGGCUGUGGCCCGAGCUAGACGUACAGGCUCUGAUAUUUUCUAA
Chilo suppressalis (striped riceborer) is the source of this 489-nucleotide messenger RNA. Lineage: Eukaryota; Metazoa; Arthropoda; Insecta; Lepidoptera; Crambidae. The record is from the annotation of a GenBank genome assembly.